Prunus armeniaca (apricot) is the source of this 1908-nucleotide messenger RNA. NCBI's taxonomy places the organism in Eukaryota, Viridiplantae, Streptophyta, Magnoliopsida, Rosales, Rosaceae. The record is from the annotation of a GenBank genome assembly.
AUGCACCAAAAUAAAAUUUCUCUCCAGUCCUCCUCCCUUCAUUCUCCUUUGCUCCUCCACGAACUCAGACCAAGUGAGAGGACGAAAUCAGGCCGAAAUCAUCCAUCUCCAACCGCUGGGAAGAAAGCCCAGGUCAGACUCGACCCCGUCAUCUCGUCUUUGUCCAAAGGGAGCCCGUUUGUCAUUGCUGGAAGGGUCGUGGGUUUCUUCUUCAAAUCUCCCAUUUUUCUUUUCUUCUUGGUGCAUUCAAGGCCAUCCCUUGGGAUUUUCAAUGAGAUACUUAUCGUUUCGGCAAGAGUUAUCAUGACCUCCAUUAAUCCAUCAUCCAUCCUUAGGGAUCAUCUCUAUUCCACAGAUGACAUAUUGAAAAGAGGGAGGCCGCCUCCUUUGCUUAAGGGCGCUGAUGAAGAUAUAAUCAUUGACGAGGAGCCAGCGCCGAAAACAACUCCAGUGGUUGAUCCCGCAUCCAUAUCGAGAUGCUGCAUAGAGAGGGGUCUAUUUUCGGCAAUCCCUUUAUUCUUCCAAUAUCCAUAUGGCACCAGCAAGGGUUGGUCAGAGUGGGUUGACCGUGAAUUGAGGAACCCCUCCACUUGUGACAUUCUGAGUCGGGCAGGGGUGCUGGAUGCCAUCUUUAUUUCUAAAACUUGCGACAUUCAUAUUGAAGCCAAGAUGCUCCAGCACGUGGUUAGGCGAUGGAGCACCGAGACACACACCUUUAUCUGCUCAUGGGGAGAGUUUGCUCCCACACUUGAGGAUGUAGCCAAUAUUUUCCACCUCCCACUUUGCGGCAACCAAUACCCCUUCCACAUUGUGCUGACUCUGAAAGAUAAACUAAAGCUUGAGAUUUUACGGAAGGGUGCUCCAACUUCUCCUAGCACUUCCCUACAGUUUAGCAACUGGAUACAAUUUUUCGGGAAUGUUAAUAGGAAUGAGCCGUGUCGUCUUGCGGCAUUUGUAUCAUAUGGCUUGGGAGAUUCAUCUUUUGUGAUUUUUCUCAAGACUGUCUACACAAGCGGGGGCGGCAUGAACCAUGGCUGUAGAAACCAAAUUCCCAACACUCGCUUGGAGGAGCCGGAUACCUCAGGCAUGCCUCUCGAAUUUGUUAGUGACCAUGAGCGCCAUGUUGACAUUGAACCGGUUGUGCCCACCUUUGAGGACAGGACGGGUUGCUCACAGGAGGUUGUCAUUGGCCUUCCUGCUACUAUUACUGACACUGUGCAGACUGUCGGCAAGCCACCUGCUCCUCCUUCCCCAAGAACGUCCAACAUGGCUGCCGACACCUCUUCGCAGCUUCCAGCGGUGCUACCUCAUACUCCUCCUUGCCUGAGCACCUCUGACACAGCUGCCGGCACCUCUCCGCAUCUUCCAACAGUGCUGCCUCCUACUCCUCCUAGCCUAGGCACAUUCGGCAAAGUUUCCGGCACCUCUCCACAGCUUCCAGCAGUACUGCCUUGUGGUGAGAUGGUUGAUGACAACCAUAAGGAUGGUGAUGCUCCUAUCAUAGGUACCUGCGAAGGGCAUUUAUCGGAGAAAAGCAUGUCUUGGGAGAAUUCCUUCAUGGCGUUCAAAGCCUUCUUUGACGAUGGUACUAAGAUCCUCCGAUCUAUCGAUGAGCUUCUCCCGCUUUGUCAAAAGUUUGAUGGUCAUGCACCCUUUCAAGGCACCUUUGUGUAUCCAGAGACAAUCGUGAUUUUGAGGAAAUUUAUGGAUCGCUAUGGGAGUUUCAUGGAAGCUUCCGACAUCACCUCCUCUUUCUCAAGGUGUGCUGCCCUCCGAGUUCUUGGCUUGGUGAUCGAUUAUCUUGGCGCGUGGUUCUGUUCCCUUGGAGACCAUAGGAUGCAUGUGUCUUUAGCAUGUGUAGUUUUAUCUUGCUUUGACUGUAGUUUUUUUUUCUUUUGGACACUCUAA